GACUUCCUUUCAAUGCCCGGAUGUUGCCUAGUAGAAAGGGAUGAGGUCCUCGGAAGAUAAAAAAAACACCCCAAUGAAACCGGAAUAAAAGUUCACUCAAAAUGAGCUGGAUUCCCUUCAAGAUUGGACAACCAAAGAAGCAGAUUGUCUCUAAAACUGUUGAAAGAGACUUCGAGCGUGAAUAUGACAAACUCCAAAAGCUGGAGGAUCAGACGAAAAAGCUUCACAAGGACAUGAAGAAAAGCACUGAGGCUGAUUUAGCCAUGUCCAAAGCAGCGGUGAAGAUCUCUGCAGACCUGCUGAGUAACCCGCUGUGUGAGCAGGACCAGGCCUUCCUGGAGUCCAUGACUGCCUUAGAUACAGCAAUGAGAAGGAUGGACUCCUUCAACCAGGAGAAGGUCAACCAGAUCCAGAAGACUGUUAUCGAUCCUCUGAAAAAGUACAGUGGCGUCUUUCCCAGCCUCAACAUGGCAGUGAAACGUCGGGAACAGGCACUGCAGGACUACAAACGGCUGCAGUCCAAAGUGGAGAAGUAUGAAGAAAAAGAAAAAACUGGGCCCGUUAUGGUCAAACUACAUCAGGCCAGAGAAGAGCUCCGGCCAGUCAGGGAAGACUUUGAGGCCAAAAACAAGCAGCUGCUGGACGAGAUGCCCAAAUUCUACCACAGCCGCAUUGACUACUUCCAGCCCAGCUUUGAGGCUCUCAUUCGGGCGCAGGUGGUCUAUUUCACUGAAAUGUACAAGAUCUUCAGCGAGUUAACAGACCAGAUCGACCAGGCAGGGUUGACUGAUGAGCAGAGGGAGAGGGAGACUGAGGCCAAGCUCAGCGAGUUGCGUGCUCUGUCCAUUGUCGCAGACGACUGAGGGAGGAAAACCGAAAACCGGGAAGGGCUCCUUUCAUGCCUCUCUGAAUGGAUUGCACUCUUUUCAGGCUCCUCUGCGCAGUUAAAACGGACAGCAAUGGCCUUAACCUGAUUAUCAGUUUGUUUCCUUUUGCCCCCCCCCAUUCCUAUUGCACUACACUCCCAUGUUUCAUUCUCUCUACAAAGACUCUGCAACUCAGAGCAGCUGAAAUGCCACAUUAACUAAGCCAUCAGCCAAGUGCAACAUUAUAAGCCAAUAUAUAUAUAUAUAUAUAUAUAUACAUUUUUUAAUUUUUUUUUAGUAAAGGAAUCAAACAGCUCUCGUCAGAACUAAUUAACGGGGUUACACUUCUUGGUUUCAGAAAUGUCUAUAAGCAUUUGUUUCUAAAGUAGGAAAUGAGCAAGGAAAUGUUUUUAUUCGUUACAUCUAUGUUACCAACAAUCUACCAACUUUGAAACUACCAACUUUGAAAUUACAAACACUACAGACUGAAUGUUAUGUAUGGUACUGUAGGUUAUCAGCAAGUAAAUGUAUUUCUCUAGUUUGGCCUUUGCUGGUUAUCUGUGAGUUUAGCUCUGUGCCAUGGUGUGUGAGGGCUUUUGACGGGGAUUUACAGAGAUGAUACUUGUAACAUCCCCUGUGCAUAAUGUGCCUACAUUGUCCUGACUGUGGAUGUAACAUGUAAACUAACUUGUGUGAAGUUAGAUUGUGCCUGUGCAGCGGUGUAGAAAGAUCAACCACUCGGGCUGCGGAGAGAACAAGUUGCCCUUGAAGUUGAAUCACUGUCCAAAACAAAGGCUGGUGCUCCCUCUAGUGGAAAAUACUGACCAUGACACACAAUUUCCUUUUAUUCACACCAUCCAUCCUUUGUUCUAUUGUUGGUAGUUCAGUUCAUCUGUUAGCAAAGAACCUCACACAUUGUUGGCACUCUAGAGAAAGUCCUUUUUCUGUACCCUGUACACAAGGGUUGGAAGCCAGCCGUUUUUGGUUUUUCUUGAUUUUGGACCAAAUCAUCAUACUGUCAUUGCACUCCUUUGUUUCCACCUUUUAUCAGGUACAGCCUCAGUAUGACCACCACGCUCUGGUUAAUGGGGCUAUAUGUUAAUGUACAAACACUAAUUGCUCCCAUAUCACGUUACUGGAUUUUUUUUGAGGUGUCAUACAAAGAAGUUAACUAUUUAUUCUUUGACAGUCCUGUUUUGAUAUUGAAAUUGAAGCAAAUGCAGAGUCGAUUUCCUGUCUUUGUGUCCUGCAACAUGAAAUCGUUAGAGUUGCCUGUAAAAAAGUGUAUUAAUAAAGGUGUUUUUUUUCUAAAUGUGUUUAAGUUGUAGUAGAGGUAGAUUUUUUUUUUUUUUUAUCAAUAACUAAGUGAAUACUUUAAAUUUAGUGUUGGGUUUGUUUGUUUUUUAGGUUUUUAAUUGUAUUAAUAGCACAAUCUGUUAAGACAAUGUUUUGAGCUCUCAUCUCAAUGUAUAAUCAAUCAUGAAAUGAAUGAACAGUGAGAAUAGCAACCAUGUCUACAAUCUGCAUUGUUAACCUUAAAUUUAUCAAGGCAACGAUAUAAUAAAGUUCGGAUUUCAACUGCAUAUUUCUCAGAGCAAAAUCUCACAACCCCUGCACUCAGUCUGAGUUUUUGAUU
Messenger RNA from Xiphias gladius (swordfish), 2502 nucleotides. RefSeq names its product bridging integrator 3 (gene bin3). Gene Ontology annotation, biological process: plasma membrane tubulation; endocytosis; actin cortical patch localization. The record is from RefSeq and is a predicted model, not a curated record. Gene Ontology annotation, molecular function: protein binding; lipid binding. The transcript is spliced from 9 exons. The coding region runs from base 102 to 863 and encodes 253 amino acids. Lineage: Eukaryota; Metazoa; Chordata; Actinopteri; Istiophoriformes; Xiphiidae. Gene Ontology annotation, cellular component: actin cortical patch; cytoplasm.